Molecule: messenger RNA, 3666 nt
Organism: Arxiozyma heterogenica
Lineage: Eukaryota; Fungi; Ascomycota; Saccharomycetes; Saccharomycetales; Saccharomycetaceae
Gene: RRP12
Product: mRNA-binding protein RRP12
Exons: 1
Coding region: 1-3666 (1221 amino acids)
Source: RefSeq, a predicted model, not a curated record
AUGGACGCUGAUCAAGUCGCCCAUUUUAUGGAACUGGAAGAUAAAUUGUCUAAAAUUAGAAAGCAAUUAUCUUCUAAACUAGACAAUCAAAAACAUAUCGCUAUUAUAUUAACUUCUGUGGAGGAAAAUAUCGAAGGUUACGCCACUAAUGAUCUAACCAAAAAUAUUGUUCAAUACAUUAUUGCAUUUAUGACUCUUUUAGAUCAGGCUAUGGAUCAAAAGAAUCAUUCAGUUAUCAAUUUACAAUUGGCUACUUCUGCUACCUAUCUUUUGGAUAUUGUUUUCCACUAUACUCCAAAAUCUCUAUUGAGAUCAAAAUUCAUUGAGGUCCUAACAAAGAUUGCGCCAUGUAUCACUGACCCAAAUAGUGAACCUCUUUUGAUUAGAUCCGCCAUUGGUGCUUUGGAAGCCUUGUUAAUGGCUCAGGAUUCUCAGACAUGGAACAACACUAAUAACUUAUCUAUUACUCCAAAGAGAGGUUUACAAGGUUUAUUAGAAUUGUCCUUGGAUCCAAGACCAAAGAUUAGAAAAAGAGCUCAGGAUGCUGUAUCGCAAAUCCUAUUGAAUCCACCUGUGGCUCCUACUGCAGAGCAUGUUGCUUCAACAUUCAUCGCUGAUUUUAUUUUGAAACAACUGAUGGCAACAAUCGAUGAAUAUAAUUCUUUAUCUAACAAAAAAUUGAAAAAUGAUUCCGUUAAACAAGAAAUGAAUGGUAGAAUCAUCAGAAUAACUAAAUUGAUUAACACUGUUGUCUCCACAGGUCAAUGGCCGUCACAUUUAAUUGAACCUUUAUGUGACUAUUUAUUAGAUAUCAUUAAAUCCUCAGAGCAAAUCCUUGUCACUAGUGCAUUUCAAUGUUUCGAGAGUUUAUUUAAUUCCAUGGCGCAGUUAUCUACAUCAACAAAACUGGCAGAAAAUAAAUACAUUAAUGUUCUCGACACAAUUUUCGCUUUGAAACCAUCCAACUCAGAUGCCCAAUUGACUGGUUCUUGGAUCGCUGUGGUAGUUAAAGGUGUUACCACAUAUUCAAUUCACCAACCUUUAAAGUGUUUACAAAAAUUACCAGAAAUAUUUAAGAUUAUGUCCAUAUAUUUACAGAGUGAAACUCCUGAAAUCUCUUUCAGUGCAUCCCAAUGUUUAAUUGCAAUUUUAAAUCAAGCUGUUAAAGACGAUAUUUUAUUGACUCAAAAUGUGGAUUUGAAAAUUGUAGAAUCCGUUAGUGACAUCAUUGGUCAAUUAUCUGAUAUCUUUGUGGAAUUCUUAUCUAUUAGAUACACUCAUUCAGCUAAAGAAAUUCUAAAUAUUAUCUCUAUAGCAUUUCAAAAAUUUAAAUAUAGAUCAAAUCCUCACUUAAUUAAACCUUUACAGAUUGUUGAUAAAUGGAGAAUUAAUGAAGAAAAUUAUUUAGAUUAUCAAAAAGAAGUAGAGCAAGUUAUUGGAUCAUCUAUCACUGCAAUGGGACCAGAUGUCGUCCUACAUUAUUUACCUUUAAAUUUGAUUAACCCAUCUAAUGAUCAACCUGGUAGAGCUUGGUUAUUGCCAAUCUUGAGAGAUCACAUCAAAUAUGCAAAGUUAUCCACUUUCAUUAAUGACAUGAUUCCAAUUGUAACCCAUUUCCAAAAUUGUUUUGAUAAAUUACCAAAAGAAUCCGUUCGAUUAAGAGUCUUUCAAACAGUAGUAGACCAAACUUGGUCCUUGUUACCACAUUUUGCAGAGUUACCAAGAGAUUUAAGAGAGUCAUUUACUGAUGAAUUUGCACAAGAGUUAUGUUCUUUAUUAUACAGCACACCUGAAUUAAGAACUACCAUUUGUAAUGCUCUAAAAAUGUUAGUAGAAAGUAAUCUGCUAUAUAUAGAUGGUGCUCUUUCUGAGGAUGUUAUAUUACAAGAACAAUUCCCUGUGGAAGAAGCCAAAAAGAAUAUUGAAUAUUUGGCUACAAAAGCUUCUAAUCUUCUAGCUGUUUUCUUCAACAUUUACACUCAAACAUCUCCAAACUCAAGAGGCUAUAUUUUGGAGACUAUUGAAUUUUAUUUGAAGAUUACUAGUUCAGAAGAUAUUGAGAAGACUUUUAACAAUGUCUGUACUUUAUUAAAAGAUUCUAUGGACAAAGGUGCUGCUAAUUUUAGUAAUAACAAUAGUACAAAUAACAAGAAUAAAUCUGUUCCACAAUUGACCUCUACAUUAUUAGAUAUUCUUAUCACAAUGGUAAAGUAUUUACCAACAUCAUCAUACUUUGCUUUAUUUUCUAUAUUCAAUGCUACUAUUCAAUUACCAAACAAUUUAAUCCAAAAAAGAUCUUACAGAAUUAUUAGUAAAUUAUCUGAACUGCCAAGUGGGUCAGAUGCUGUCUCUGCUCAUAUCGCUGCUAUUGAAGAUACUAUAAUUAACAAUUCACAUACUGUACAAGCAGCUUCUCGUGCUUCUCGUUUAGAGGCUAUAAAAACUGUGAUAAACUUAUUACCAAGUGAUCACUUAAAUUUUAUUGUGAAAGUUGCUAGUGAAGUUAUUUUAGCUACUAAGGAUGUGAAUGAAAAAACUAGAGAUGUUGCAUUUGCUACUUUAAUUACCAUGGGCCACAAGAUGCAGAAUGAGACCGGUGUUGGCAUUAUCAAGAUUGAUGAAGAAACACAUUCAGCCAGCAUCUCUGAAUUUUUUAAGAUUGUUUCUGUUGGUUUGAUUGGUGAAUCACAACAUAUGGUUAGUAGUACUAUCACUGCCUAUUCUUGUUUGAUGUUUGAAUUCAAAGAUAUUUUACCAGCUGAUAUCAUUAUGGAUAUUUAUGAUACAAUUGAGUUGUAUCUAACAUCUAAUUCCAGAGAAAUUGCCAAGAGUGCAAUUGGAUUUGCCAAGGUGUGUGUUCUUGGCUUACCAGAAGAGAUGAUGAGAAAUAAAGUACCUGAAUUAUUGCCAAAACUUUUACGUUGGUCUAAUGAACAUACUGGUCAUUUUAAACAAAAGGUUAGACAUAUUAUUGAGAGAUUGAUUAGAAGGUUUGGCUACGAGUUUAUUGAUCAGCAUUUCCCUGAAAACGACAGAAAAUUAUUAACCAAUAUUAGAAAGACCAACAAUAGAUUGAGACGUAAGGAGGAUAACACUAAGGAUGGUGUUAUACCGGCUGCAAACUCUAGUCGUCAAUUCUUGUCUGCAUAUGAUGAAGCUAUAUAUGAUUCUGAUGGUGAAUUGAAGGAAGCAUCUGAUGAAGAAGAGGUUAUAUCAAGUAAGAAAUCUUCUAAACGCUAUAUUAUUGAAAAAUCUGGUGAUAACCCAUUAGAUUUAUUAGAUGCAGAAACAUUGGCACAUAUUUCUUCCACUCAACCAAGAAAACUAAAGAAGGAUUCGAAGAAGAGACUUGCUGAUGAUGUUUUUAGUUUCGAUGCUGAAGGUAAAUUAAUCCUAAAUAAUAAAGAAAAGGAGCAAAAUGCGGAUGAUGAUGACCCAUUAAAGGAAAUUUCAAGUGGUAUUAAUGCUUAUCUAGAAGCCGUUAAACAAGGGCCUGUUAGAGGUCAAAGAAACAGAUUAAAAUUCAAAAAAGGUGCUAGGAAAGAAGAGGAUAACGAUUUUAGUGAUGAUGAGAAGUUACCGAAGGUGAAUAAGCCAGUUAUAAAAAAUAAGAUUGGAAAGAAUUAUAAGAAAACAAAUAAAUAUAAGUCCAAGAGAAAAUUAUAA